AUGUCACUGAGGACAAGGCAGACUGUGGCGCUCUGCCUGCUGGCGCUCAUCCUUCAGUUCCUGCCUCAGUUCACUGCUUCCUCAGAGGUCACCACUCCUCCUGGUGAAGUCACCACUCCUCCAUCUGAAUUCACCACUCCUCCAUCUGAAGUCACCACUCCUCCUUCUGAAGUCACCACUCCUCCUGGCGAAGUCACCACUCCUCCAGGUGGAGUCACCACUCCUCCUGGUGAAGUCACCACUCCUCCUGGUGAAGGCACCACUCCUCCAUCUGUAAUCACCACUCCUCCUGGUGAAGUCACCACUCCUCCUGGUGAAGGCACAACUCCUCCAUCUGUAAUCACCACUCCUCCAGGCGAAGUCACCACUCCUCCAUCUGAAAUCACCACUCCUCCUGGUGAAUUCACCACUCCUCCUGGCGAAGUCACCACUCCUCCUGGCGAACUCACCACUCCUCCUGGCGAAGUCACCACUCCUCCAGGUGGAGUCACCACUCCUCCUGGUGAAGUCACCACUCUUCCUGGUGAAGUCACCACUCCUCCUGGCGAAGUCACUACUCCUCCAUCUGAAAUCACGACUCCUCCAUCUGAAAUCACCACUCCUCCUGGUGAUGGCACCACUCCUCCUGGUGAAGUCACCACUCCACCUGGCGAAGUCACAACUCCUCAUGGCGAAGUAACCACUCCUCCUUCUGAAGUCACCACUCCUCCUGGUGAAGUCACCACUCCUCCUGGCGAAGUCACCACUCCUCCUGUCACCACUCCUCCAUCUGAAAUCACCACUCCUCCUGGUGAUGUCACCACACCUCCUGGUGAAGUCACCACUCCUCCUGGUGAUGUCACCACUCCUCCUGGUGAAUUGACCACUCCUCCAUUUGAAGUCACCACUCCUCCAUCUGAAAUCACAACUCCUCCUGGUGAUGUCACCACUCCUCCUGGUGAAGUCACCACUCCACCUGGCGAAGUCACCACUCCUCCUGGCGAAGUCACUACUCCUCCUUCUGAAGUCAUCACUCCUCCUGGUGAAGUCACCAUUCCUCCUGGCGAAGUUACCACUCCUCCUGGUGAAGUAACCACUCCUCCAUCUGAAAUCACCACUCCUCCUGUGACCUGCCUGAAUGGAGGAUCCUGGACAGGGAAGGUCUGCCUUUGCCCCAAUGGCUUCUCGGGGGAUCGCUGUCAGGAUCCUGUUCCGAUUGUCAUCUGUCAGAAUGGAGGAAUAUGGGACGGCCUCAAAUGUCAGUGCACCAGCCUCUUCUACGGACCCCGUUGUGAGGAGGUAGUGGAGAGCAUCGAGAUAGAGCCCACAGUCUCUGCCACCGUGGAAGUGACUGUCAGAGUGACCAGCCAAGACUUCAGCAAUGAGCUAUAUGACAAGAAAUCCCCGAAAUUCCAAGAAUUCAAUAAGACAUUUUCAGAGCAGAUGGCGAUAAUUUAUGCUGGAAUUCCUGAGUAUGACGGGGUUGUCAUCAAAGAGCUGAAGAACGGCAGUAUCAUUGUGGAUUAUGAUGUCAUCCUGAAGGCCCAGUACACCCCAGACUAUAACGUCAUGUUUCAGGGCAUCAAAAAUGAUGUGCAGAAAAAAAUCAUAAAUGCAACCCAGGUUCAAGUAAGCGGUGCUGAUAAAAACUGUAUAGGGUUUAUGUUGUGCUUCAACGCAAACGACACUAAAGUGCAAAACAUUAACAUUUCAGAUGCCGUCACUCCUCAAGAGGAAUGCUGGGAGAAGGCUGGGGAAGAGUAUAAGCAGUAUGUCUUAGCGGAGAAAAAGGACGAAAAGUGGCACUGUAUCACGGCCUGCUCAACAGGGUACAAAUCCUCCUUGGACUGCCACUAUGGCAAGUGCCAGCUGCAGCGGAGUGGCCCCCAGUGUCUCUGCCUGACCACAGACACUCACUGGUACAGCGGAGAGACUUGUGACUGGGGUAUCCAGAAAAGCCUGGUCUACGGGCUCGUGGGAGCCGGGGUGGCCGUGCUGCUUGUGGUCCUCGUUAUCCUGGCCGUGUUCUCCUUCCGCUACAGGAGAGAGGCACAAAGGGAACAUUCCAGAGUGACUCAGAUGCAAAAGUGGAAUGAAGAGGAAGGCAGAACUCCUGGCGCCUUCAACAAUAUGGGUUUUGACCACAACGAAGAACGAGAAGACUACAUCAACUUGGGCUCCGUGUACAGCAACUUUGAUGCCUUGCGUAAUAUAAACCCUGACGAAAAGAUCCAGAUCCAGAGGCCCCAGGUCGUCAUGACGUCACUGUAA
Microtus ochrogaster (prairie vole) is the source of this 2250-nucleotide messenger RNA. Its product is annotated as mucin-17. Lineage: Eukaryota; Metazoa; Chordata; Mammalia; Rodentia; Cricetidae. The transcript has 13 exons. The record is from RefSeq and is a predicted model, not a curated record. Bases 1 to 2250 code for a protein of 749 amino acids.